UGAGAGAACUGAAGGAAAGCGGGGCCUCGGUUGGAAAAAUAUGAACAAUUUUGUGCUCUUAAAAAUUAUUGAUUUUUCAUAGUUAAAAAAGCCAUGAGACGCGACUAAUUGGACUCACAAACCCGUGUGAACACUCAAGAACGCUUAUAUCAAAUAAAUUCACUCUGUUAUUGCUGUGAAAAUUGUUUUUUCUGUCCGCUAAGCAUUUUUAUAUCGAAAGCCCAAUUCAAGUGCAGCAGUAUUUACACAAUCUAGUCGAUACAGUUUCUAAUAUUUGUACUUAAACCCUGUGAUAGAACCUUAUUGGUUGACCGACUGACGUGACCGCCAAAGAGUAUUUAUAAUGUUAAAGUAAUUUUGUAGUCUGUGGUCAAAUGUCAGAAGACAAAAUGGCCGUGCCGCCACAGCAGUUCUGUGUCAGAUGGAACUCCUACCAUACUAACUUACAGUCUGUAUUCCCUCGUCUACUCCUGACGGAGCAGUUCGCUGAUGUUACGCUGGCCUGCGAGUCUAGACAGCUCAGAUGCCACAAGCUGGUGCUGUCAGCGUGCUCGGCGUACCUGGAGAAGCUCUUACUCCAGAACCCCUGCAAGCACCCGAUUGUCCUCAUGAGAGAUAUGAGAUUUAGUGAAAUGCAAGCCCUUGUCGACUUCAUGUAUAAAGGCGAGGUGAACGUGACGCAAGAAGAGCUGCCAAGUCUACUUAAAUCUGCCGAGGCCCUGCAGAUACGAGGUCUGUGUUCCAGUGACCCCGGCUCGUUGUCUGAGCUCAAGAGUGACAGCAAGGACUACGCGGUGGCCAGUGAAGCACUUGUUGCGCAUGCGCAACGCGACGCCACCGAAUCUACCCAACAAAAACAAACAAACGGACCCAAGAAACACAAGACGGAAGAGAGAGAGAGAUGCUCGGAGGUGAAGGAAGAGACAGUGGAAGAAGACGGGCUGUAUUACGGAGAGUUGGACCAGGACCAUAUGGAGUACAAUGAGGAGGAAGAGACUAGUAAACCGGGAAGUAGCUUAGGACAAACGUCGGAGUUCGCAAUAGCCAACGUGCAGUGCCAAUAUGACGGCAGUGAUUCAGAAGGUGAGCACCGUGGACCGCGAGCGCCGAGUGACCACAACUACGACACCAGAGAUGAACCACCAGCCUUCAUCAUCCAACAAGUUUCCAGGCCGCCGCAGAGUACUCCCCCGCAGGGUCCCUACGUGGAGGUGACUCCUGCCAUCAUGACCAUCGGGCCUGGCUACGUGCCUUCAGUCAACGUCAUCCAUGUAGGAGAUAGACCUCCGACGAGUCAAUCGCAGCCAGAGUUCAGCAUCAACAAGCGCAUCCGGCGCAGCGAGGUCGUGCUGCGGCAGGCGGCUGAAUGUGUGAGCAAGGGGCUGACCUUCCAGACCGUCUCCGAGCAGUUCAACAUCCCCAUAUCCACAAUACGUUUCUUCAUGGCUCGGAAGGGAAUUCUGCCGCGGCGGCGUCGCGGACGCACAACUCAUGUUGGACUCGACGAAUUCCAGCUGAACCAACAGAGCCCGAGUCCUGAGCCUCUCUUCCACAUGCAGCACUUCAAACUGCCGGAUAUGAUAGGGUUCCCUGAUGAAGAUCAGCCUUCUGCCAGCGAUAAAGCCACAGAGUAAAGAGAAGAAGCAUAUAGUGUUAACAGUGCCGGAUUAAGCAAGCGCGGGGCCCGUAGCAUACUCUUUCAAAGAGAAUUAAAUUGGAAAUAUUCGGUUACCGAGUGUCUGAAGAUGAUUCUCUUAGUUGGAAAAGUUGUACUUAACGUUUCACGCUUUUGUGAAUUAUCAAGUAAAUUCAAUAUACCACAUCUUAAUAAGUUUCACUCAAAUAAUUACACUCAGGCAGCGAUGAGUGGGUUUAAAUAUGCUGGGCCCACUUUCGCGCGGGCCCGUAGCAAUUUCUACUCUUUUUAUUAUGCGUGUUUAAUCCGGCACUAAGUGUAAAGUAACUUGUACCAAGUGUACAGCUGUAUAGUAACGGUGUAAAGUGACUUUAGAUUGUGAAAAAACGUAAUUUAAGAAAGUAUUGCUAAGUGUAAGUACAAUUGAAAAUGUUAAAUUGUAAAGUCACUUUAUACUGAAGAGGUGUAAAGUUGCUUUAAGCCUGAAAAGUGAACUGUAUUUAGAUUUUAAUAACAACAACUGUAGCGUGCGUCAUAAACUUAAACUGUAAAUAUUAUUCCCAUGAAAUAAGCAAAGCUAUUAAAAUAUAUUUUAGACACUUAGAUUUUGAAAAUCGUAGUAGCCCAGCAUUUCAAAUAAUUUAAAAACGUUUCCGAAAAGUGCCACAGAUUGAUGGAAAUGUUAAAAUUAUUUGUAUAACUGUGACAGGACCGAAUAAAAUAAAUAAAUAGUAAGUACGUUAUAAUAAUUAUUAUUGUCUAGCCUAAAAAAUAUUAUGAAUGAGAUGAACGUAUAUUUCGAAAUUUUGGUACAGACAAAAUCACAGAUAAGCGUUUGGAUUAAUUAAAUACACAGAAAACGUAAAAAGUCUGGAAGGGUAAUGUACACCAACAGCGGCGCCGUCACUAUGAUCAAACAAUCAUACUUACGGCCCAGGAUCACGCCAACGACCUUCAGCUUUUGGGCGGAGCUAGCUAUCUCGACACACCAGUCCCGUACAAAUAUAAUUCGUAAAAUAGUCAGCGGUACAGUGCCUCCCGUCGCCCGCACACGGACCCGCAAACGGCUGUUUGUAAUUAAUAUAGUUUAUAGACACCAAUAUCAAAGUAAUAUGUUCUUUUUAACUUUUAAAACAUUCGCUUUUUAAAGAAUUAAGAUGGCUAUUUUCUCUUGUUAAAGCGAUAAAAAUAUCAGUAGUAGUUUGGAAGCAAAAGUUGAAGACAGCUUCAUUUCAAUAUUUUUUAUUACAUAGUAUUUUCCGUACUACAAAAUUCAUUGUAUGUUUUUGUAUGUUAUUUUCGACACAACAAAAUUUAUAAGAACUAUUUUUCGAUAAUAGUAACCGUUGAUGAGAUAUUUGCGAAUUUACUUUAUGAAUGUACUACUGUGUGAAAGUAUCACAAUUAUUCACAAUAUCUUUGUCUGGUUUGAGAGCAUCGUUGUAUUUUAGAUCAAAAAGAAGAAACAUAAUAUUUUUCAUAUAAGUUCUCAAAAGUAUUUUUUGUAUCUCUCAUAGAUAUUAUUUGUGAUUGAUUGAUUUAUGAGUAAUUUUGAUUAUUCAAAUAAAAAUAUAUAAAUACGCCCGUUCUUCAAGCUAUGUAUGUAACUGAAAUGAUUUGUAAAACGAUGAUAAAUAUCGAUUUAAAAGAGUAGCAAUGAGUUUCUUGGAACUUCUUCUCAUUAAAGCUCAACCUUUUGCGAAAUGGCCGUAAAUGUAAAAAGAAUGGAAAUUUUUGACAUUCAUAAGUGUGCGAUUUGAUAAAUGAUGAUUAGGUAAUACGAACAAUCAGUAGGUAAUCUUUUGAAUACGCCAUAAUCCUUCUUCACUGUUAUGGUAUAGGUAUACCAUAAAUAUUCUUUGGUUGUAACUAAAAGUGUAGAUUUUUGUUUAUAAUGCUUUCACGCAUUAGACUACUUAACCGGUCAUCGCACGUGGUCAAAGUAAAAUUAAGAAUAAAUAACAACUCUAUUAUUAUUGGGUAGGUAUUUAAUAAUUAAAUUUAAUUAAAAGCCUAUAUUUUACUCAAAAUUGGUGGUCUUUGAGAACUGUUACUUACGGUAAUUAUUAAAAUAAUGGAAUAAAUUAAAGUUUUUAAGAAAUUAUUAAAUUUAGAGAUCUAAGGUGUUAGUUGGUAAAGUGUAAAGUAUCUAUCACGUGUAAAGUGGAUCUUAUGUGUGUAAAAUUUGUGUAAAUUGUAGUUUACAUGUUGUGUAACAAAUUAUGUAACUUUAUGUAAGUAGUUAGGUUUGUUCCAUGUGAUUUAAUUAGAUUAAGAAAGAGUACAGAGGUCGCAGGUUCGAUUAGUGCUGGUAACAACUGUUAAAUACUUAAUUACCUACUGUAUGCAUUAAAUUGCCUCUUAGGAUUAUUUAUCACCGGGACACCAUACCGACAUCAGAGUCACCACACCACACUGAGACGGUAUCAAAAUAUACCUCGAAGACUACCACUACCAGCAGUAGUAACUUUAUAUGUUAUUUAGUGCAAGUCAGGAUAGGAUACAAAAGUUAGAAUAGCAUUCAAAUGAGUAUAACAAUAUUCAUUAAUUUAAUUUUGAAACAUUAAUCCCAACUCUCUAUAUCAUUCAAAUAAUAUUUCACAUUAUAAUAGGCCUUAUAUUAUGUUAAUUUAUUUUUACGAUACAUUAUAAUUUUUAAUUGGUAAUAUUUUAAUAUCAUGUGGUAGUUCAUUAUAAGAUUUAGCAUUUUAACGGUCCCUAGCAGAUGGAAUAUUAAGUUUGUAAGAAGGAAAAAAAAAUUAAGAGAAAACAGGAAACAGUGGUGGGUUCGUCCUUAUUUUGGGCUUAGCGUUUCAUUUUUAAGUCUCUGUCAUAAUAAUCUGAUGAGGAAUUAUCCUGAAUUGAUGGUUUACUUUGAAUUUCAAUAAUAAACCUUUCUGUAUCGAAAUUAUUCAUAGUAUGCCAUUUUUAACAAACGAAAUUAGAAAACAAAACACAACAGUGCAUACGUGUUGCAUGCAAUGAGGUGAGAGCGUCCUGCGUCACUGAGAGUAAAAAUAUUCUUUGGUAACUGGCAGCCGGACUAACGGCCGAGUGAGUCAGACUCUAUAGUAAUUAGUGGUGGCGCGAGUUAGGAUGCGGGCGAGGGCAGUAGGGUUUUUAAAAAGAAUACAAGGCUGCUCACAGUGCAGAUCAAGACUAACUUUAAUAAUCAAAACUUAAUCUAUAUAAACAUGGUAUGUGCGUCAUCAAACAAAGAGCUAUUAUGCCAAUGACACGUAAUCUUUAUUACCUAUUUAGGAUAGAUAAUGAUAUGUAACCUUGUGUUACAAGAACAUAACUCCUCCCCCCUUAAGAGUGAGGCGCGCCGAAGACUGCAGCAGGUGGUGAUGACCUGCUUCUUCAACGACUUGAUGCUGUCCUGAGGAUAGGGCGGAUUUACGCCAUUGUCGGUAUUUGUAGACUGCUAUUCCUAAACCUGCUGUGAUUAGUGACAUAUAUAGGCAUAUCGUGGGUGGUGGUGGCAUAUACCAGCUGGGUGUACUGGAAACGGCUGCGGGGCUGAAUUCUGGUGCUGAGAUUUCCUCUGAUUUUCUUAAGACGUCUUUUAGAUUGUCUAGUUCGAUUUCUUCUAGGUUAAUUUUUAUUGGUGAGGUCUUUGGAGUUUGAUUAGCACGAGGUAAAGGUAUUGUUUCCUUAAUAUUUAUGUAUUUUUGGCGAGUACUUAGUACUCUGUCCAUGACUUGAACUUGGCGGUUAUUAUCAAUUGUGAUAAGGCAGACACCUUUAUUACUUUGAUAUUAGACAUCGUUAACGCAUAUGGUUUUUAUUACUUCUUCUUGCUUCAUGAUUAUGAUCCAGCUAUUUUCUUCGAUUUGCUGAAUAAUUUUAUCAGCAAAACUCGCUGUUGCGUAAUUGCAGUCGUGUGGUUCCGGGGUGGUGGGGUGUUUGGUGUUGUAUCAAUUGUGCUAUGCAAUCGUCAGAAUGUAGUAAUUUCUGCCAUUCUAAGUGUUUACAUAUGACGUUGUUAUCUUCUAUCCCGGUGCAUGGCUCGUGGGGGUAUGGGAACUCAUCGUUUCCCAAGAUAAGAAUAGGAUUUUUGGGGAUAAGGAUAGAUAUAACUACAAUGGCUUUUUCCCAAAGGUGAAUAGUUUUUGUUUGGUGCAAAUGCUAAGUUAUAAUUGACUUCAUUUUGUACAAAGUUUAAUUCUUCGAUAAGAUCGGCCGGGUCUAUAGUGCUAGUGUGCAUUAUACCAAGGUGUGCAAAGGUAAUCACGUCUUCCAGUGUUUCUAGUCUAUCGUAGAGCUGUUGCAACGAUCUCUCUAUUAUAUUGAAUAUAUUUUUAGUUUCCGAUCUUGUUUCUAAUUCGUUUUUAUAAGAUGAGUAUCUAUCUAUAGCUCUAUAGAUUUCUUUAUUGAUUUUUACUGAUAUGCUUUAAGUUUAAUUCAUAAUUUUUCAUGAAGUCUGUAGUAAUACUUAACGAUUUCUUUAAACUAAGUGCGUUGUUAUUUAAUGCAGUACGAGUGUUUUUGAUUUCAUUUUCAAACUUAAUGGCGUCGUUUUGAUCGAGGUUGCCCGUGAUUGACUUUAUAAUUGACCCUAAUCCGUCUAUUAAACCACACUUAUUUUUAGAGCUAGAUUUAAAUCCUAUAGGUUCUAAUCCUAGGUACCUGUGUUUUGUAAUCUUGGUUUUAUUUGCGGUUUAAUCGCAUUGGUUUUCAAUUGUUUUGCGCGCCUAGCCCUUAACUUAACUUCUUCCUGUUUCGCGUAUGUUACUGCCUGGUCUAGGUUGGCUGCAUGUUUUAACUUUAUAGCCAUGGCUGUUAAAGGGUUAAGUUUAUCUAAAAAUGUUUCUAGGGACAUUUGUUCGUAAAAUAUCCGCUUUUGUGGUUCUAUCGCUAUAAGAGCACUUGUGAUUGUUUUAAUCUUUUCGCUGAAUACUUCAAGUGGGCCUUCUUUAGUUAUACUCAUAAGUUCUUGCACUAACUGUAUUUCAGUCUUAGGACUGUUAAAUUCGGUGAAUUUAGAUUCACCGAUUUUUUUUUGUAAUAUGUCCUUUAUUUGGGGCCAUGUCAUUGCGCCAGGGCUCUCAGAGAGAGGUUCUACAGCUUUACCUGAUAGUUUAUUUCUAAUCAUUCAUGCGACACUAACUCUAAUGCGCUUCCACACCUUCUAUGUAGAAUGCUAAAGUUUUUUUGUUGCCAUCGUACCUGGGUAACAAUGUGCUUAAUGUUGCAUAAUCUAUUACGAUAGGUUUUUUCCUCGCGUUCAGCCAUUUCAAUCCGAAAUGACAAAAAAAAAAGUAUAUCAGUAAUAGUUAAUCGAUAAAAUAACACACUAAAAACACUUAUAGUUGCAAGUGAUAUAAUAGUUGUUAAGGAAAAGUACUAGGAUCUUGGGAGAAACAGAGUUUUAUAUUUACACCACAAGCAUUGCCGAAGAUCGGGUCCUAGAGUUGUUGGUUGAGUCUUCCACGCUGUUGUUGCUGCCUGCUGCCCAGCCCGCUGUAGGUUCUUCUCACGUCGUCUUAAGGAAGCAGAGGAAUUUCUCUACUACUAACUUAUUUAAGAACCUGCCGACUGCGCCAGUGUGUGCGUGUGUUCUGCUCACAGUGCAGAUCAAGACUAACUUUAAUAAUCAAAAAUUAAUCUAUAUAAACAUGGUAUGUGCGUCACUAAACAAUGGGCUAGUAUAUUAUGUUGAUAUGGCUUUUACAAGGAAGCCAUUGACACGUAAUCUAUAUUACCUAUUUGGGAUAGAUAAUGAUAUGUAACCUUGUGUUACAAGGACAUAACCCGCGACCAGUAAUAUUCUGUGCACGCAUCCGAACUGGUUGCGUAACUAAACGGUCACCAGGUGAGUAACUCUCUAUAGAGCUGUAUAUAUUUUGUUGGUAGCGGCGACUGGUUGCGUCACGGUGGUGUCCCGGUUAAAUAUAGCCCUUAGUAUGUUGAUAAGGAAUUAGUUUAACCAACGAUUAGUAAUAUAUAUGCCUUCUUGUAAAGUGUCUGGAAAUCAGUCCGAUCUAGAUGAUUAUUAUAUCCUGUGAUUACUAUAAAAAAUCUGAGUUGACAGCUUCCCUGUCAAAUUCAGAGACCCGGUUACAUUAUCUGUGGACCUGACGUAGAUGACGUCACAUCGUCGCUUUGUUACGGUGUGCAUAACAAGCAUCACUCGGAUAUUAUUAUUAACAAAUUAACAACGAUUUAUUUUUUCAGUAUUAUAAAUCGAUGUAAAGGUAUUGUGUUCUGAUGCUGAUUAUUAUUGUUAUAAUUAAGAAAAAUCUAUGAAAGAAUCUGGUUUAAGUAAAAAAAACUAAUGUUCUGCUAGACCUGUUAUAGCGACACAGAACAUUCCGUUUUUCUGACUACAGAACUGUUAACAAUAAAUGUCAAAACGCUAUCAAUAAUCACUAUGAACAACCAAUAUCACGUGUACUUAUCUAACGGUAAUGAAAAUGCAGACCGUACAUGACGAGCGCGAGGGGGUGGGUGGGGAUCCAGCGAGGACUAGAGAUAUUGUGGUCGUGUAGUACAUAUUAUAUCCUGUGAUUGUUAAAGAUCUGAGUUGACGGCUUCCUCGUCAAAUUCAGAGGUACUUACGAUCUUUGAUUUAAAUAAAUCUUUUUAAUAAAACGUAAUAAUAAAGUAUGGUGCCACAUCAGUAUUAAAAAGUGUUUAUGUAAGAGUAAAUAAUACUUCUACUGAAAAUAAAAUAUAAACGAUUAACUGAAAAAAUAAAAAUAUUAAUUAACAAAUAAAAUUGUUCCUUGAGUAUAGAAAUCCCAUAAAAUUAGUAUACUAGCGUAAUACACAAACACUCCUCAUUACGGCGAGACUAAAUUUAAAAUGUUCAUAUGUGCUAGUUUUACACAUAUGUUGUGU
Messenger RNA from Leptidea sinapis, 8482 nucleotides. Its product is annotated as protein bric-a-brac 2-like. The transcript is spliced from 12 exons. Bases 375 to 1634 code for a protein of 419 amino acids. Gene Ontology annotation, cellular component: nucleus. Gene Ontology annotation, molecular function: protein binding. Gene Ontology annotation, biological process: regulation of transcription by RNA polymerase II. NCBI's taxonomy places the organism in Eukaryota, Metazoa, Arthropoda, Insecta, Lepidoptera, Pieridae. The record is from RefSeq and is a predicted model, not a curated record.